Messenger RNA from Ixodes scapularis (black-legged tick), 3839 nucleotides. It is a transcript of the gene Zmynd8, whose product is annotated as protein kinase C-binding protein 1. The transcript has 19 exons. NCBI's taxonomy places the organism in Eukaryota, Metazoa, Arthropoda, Arachnida, Ixodida, Ixodidae. The coding region runs from base 212 to 2980 and encodes 922 amino acids. Gene Ontology annotation, biological process: regulation of DNA-templated transcription. The record is from RefSeq and is a predicted model, not a curated record. Gene Ontology annotation, molecular function: protein binding.
UUCACAAAUUCUCCACGAUUUCUCUGUAUGUUUUUUGUUUGUUAGUGGCGUGCUCCAAUAAGCUCUUCAAAAAGUGGAAUAAUUAACUCCUUCCUCAAUGAACAGUACUUCCUGACAGUGUUAAACUCGACGCUUCCGUUUCUGACACACAAGAGCGCGUACACAUUCUCUAUUUUUUUGGAACUAUGUACAGCCGACCAUUCGUCUCAGGAUGAACUCCGAAGACCAAUCUCGCAUCAAAGGCAAAAAGAAAGCGGCCCCCAGUACGGGGACCCCAGAUGCCAAGAAAGUCAAGCUAGCAAAGGGAGUGGACCGCUUCUGCUGGAUCUGCCACCGGGAACCGGCCUCCCUCUGGUGCAACACGUGUCCGCGGAGCUACCAUGCGUCCUGCGUCAACCUCAAGGUCAAGUCGCUCAACGAGUGGGUGUGCCCCGAGUGCGUGCGUGUCAUGUCUGCGGAGAACGUGGACACGCGCCCCUCCUCGCUGUCGCUCAUCUCCGUGGACGAGUUCUGCAGCCUGCUGCAGUAUGCCCUGCAGAGACUCAAGCAACACACCCACGAAGCCUUCUUGAAGCCAGUGUGCACAAAGACAUACCCCAAUUACACUGAUUAUGUCAGCCAUCCAUUUGACCUCAGCAUCUUGGAAAAGAAUGUCAGGUGGAAACACUAUGGCUGCACGGAGUCAUUUCUCAGUGAUGCCCGGUGGAUCUAUCACAACUGUAUUAUAUUUAACGGAUACAACCACAAGCUGUCCAUGAGCGCCAAGGUGCUCAUGAAAGUGUGCAAGCAGGAAAUGGAGGAGAUCGAGGUGUGCCCAGACUGCUACAAGAACGCCAACACCCACGACUCGUGGUUCACCGAGCCAUGCAGAAGGCCACAUCUUCUUGUGUGGGCAAAGUUGAAGGGAUUCCCAUUUUGGCCCGCAAAGGCUAUGAGAGUACAGGACAGCAAUAUCGACGCAAGGUUUUUCGGCGCCCACGACAGGGCGUGGGUGCCGAUGAACCAGUGCUUCCUGCUCUCCAAGGAAUCCCCCACCGAGAUCAAGAACAGAAAGAAAGGUCUCCAGAACGCCGUGGAAGAGCUCGAGAUCUACAUUCAAAAGUACAAGGAGAAGUAUGGCGAGUACAGCUACAGCGUCAUCCGGACACCCGUGACUCUCCAAGACUUCAACAACACGCCAACCGCAGAAAAGAAAACAUUUGGUGGCCUUUGCAGCUCUCCAACGACAUCUGAUGACAAGGAGCUGAAUUCAGCACUGUCUACGUUGGUGGUAAAGAAAAGAGUGCCGAGCGAAACACCGAGCCCCACGAACAACGCAUCACAAGAUGGGUCGGAGGGCACGCAGUCGACAAGUGCCAAUCUGGACGACGAGAGCCUGCCCUGCUCGCCUGCCAAGGACUCCCCGAUGCCCGCCAAGAGGGUGAAGGAGGAGAAGGCGACGCCGGUCCCCGACGGGACCCCCCAGGGCAUCUUCGAAGUGAGUGCUGAGCUGCCCGGGGAACUGCAGAUGCGGGUGUCCCAGCAGGACAUGGAGGACCUGCCCAAGAAGGUGAACCGCAACGUGGAGAGCCUGGUCAGCGCCCUGAAGAAGAUUGAGCGAUCCAUCAGCAGCGACACCAAUCACGCCGAGGCGCCACGAAAGAAGGAGGGCCGGGACGAAGCCGCCGCACGGGGAAAGACGACGGCCGAGACAAAGGACGCCCGCAGGCGGGGCAGCCCCCCGGCGUGCGACGUGACGAGCACCACGACGGAGCCGGGUGAGGCGCCGCCAUCGUUCGCUCCCGCCACGCGGGCUGCAGAUGACUUCCGGGAGAAGCUCAAAAAGACCAUCCUGUCCAUCAAGGAGAAGGUGGGCGGGGCGGCCCCCGUCGCCGCGGAAGACCCCACCGAGGACGAGGAGGAGGUCGAGGACGAAGAGGAGGAAGAAGAGGACGAGGAAGAGGCUGGGGAGUCAGAGGGAGAGAAGGCGGAGGCCGAAGAGAAGAGGAGCGAAGAGGUGGUGGCGGCGAAAGAGACCGCAGUCGCGGAGGUUCGGGAAUCCCCGCGGCCGGCAGGCGAGGUGAGCGAAGCAACGGAGAGCACAGGCGUGGCUCAGGAAGAGACGAGCAGGGAGUCAACUGGUAGUCAAGGGAGCAGGGUCGCCGGCCUCGCAAAAAUGAAGUUCACGACCAAGCGCAGCCUCUCGAGUGCUCUGCUCGCAAGUGCGCUUCAGCCACCCUCCAGCGAUGGCAGUUUAUUGCCCACGAAGGAUAAUUCUACCAACAACUUUCUUGAUGCAAGUGCCAAAGACAGCGUUGAAUCCGUGCGGCAAGAGUGCAAAGAAGAGAUGGACGAGUAUCAUCAUAUUCUUGCAUUGACUCUAAAAGAAAUGCGCAUAUGCCUGGAUCUUGAAUUCAAGAAGGCAACGGCAGCAACUAUCGAAAAACAGGCUGCAGAAGUGGCCAAGGCUGUUGCCGAGACAAAACGGAAGCAAUGGUGUGCCAACUGCUGGAAAGAGGCGGUGUUCUUUUGCUGCUGGAACACGAGCUACUGCGACUACCCGUGCCAGCAGGCCCACUGGCCCAAGCACAUGGCAAACUGCACGCAGACCAGCGUGAGUCAGCAGGUGCAGGCGACUGGGGUCAGCCUGAUCAACAACGGCUCCCUGGCUGAGGUAGCCCUCCCUGACGAGGCCCCGCUCGGCGCCGUGAAUCCAUCCAGCCUUGGCCUUCCCGCUUCCUCGCCGGCGGAAAUUCUGGAGCGGCUAUGCGUGUCGGUUGAGGAGAAGGAAAACAAGACCCAGCCUUCGGUCAGCUCCAGCAGUCAGCUCAUCUCCAUCCAGAGCAAAGUUAGCCCAAGCCAGCCCUCGCUGCUCCGCCUGCAACGUGCAGACAAUGCCUCACCCGCGGUUGCGGCAACGACGAUGAAGGCCGUGUCGAGUUUCGGUGCGAUUCUUCCGCCCGGGUUAACGCUGACUACAAUCACCCCAUCCAAGCCCUGAAACAGCAGCCUCCAAGACUGUUUGUCGCUGACACCCACUCCAAGUUGAUGGCCUUUCUGUAUUUGUCGAAUCUGCUUUGGAGCCACUGACCUCUCAAGAGUUCUCUAAGGGCAUCCCAGGGACGUUCUACGAGUGUCUCGGAAUUCUUUGUCGACGCCUUGGGUGUUGGGUGGGUAUUCCUGGCAUCCACAUACCUGGUGUUUGAGGCUGUUUGUGAGGCACCGGUGUUCGUACGAGCUUUGCAUUACGUACAAGAGCACAGGGUUGGCAUGAGAUAUGCCAGAGGAAACCUUGUCUGUAGAAAGCUUGUGAAACUUCAAAGUCGUUGCGGUGCUUCGUAAAUUGAACCUGUCCGAGUGCUUUGACAUUUUAUGCUCUGUUUAGGUGGUUUUGUCCGGAAUGAGCAGUUUCACCGUGUGAAAGUUGUCACUUUGUAAAAACUUGCUUUCACAAAUCUUUUUUUUCUUUUUUUUUAAUCCUUGGUGCAUGCAUUGGAGAUUCUUACAUGCAAAAAAGUUGGGAUGUCCGAUUAUUCCCAGCACUUUUUUUUGUAUGGAAUACAGAAGCACUGUAGUCCCAUUUGGCACAGGAUUUUGAAAUUUUUCUUGGUGCCUCACAAUAACCUCCAAAUUAUCUAGACCUAGAUAGCGUCUUCAUUUCCAUUCUCUACUAGAUUCAAUAUUUUCUGUAAAUAUAUUUCCAGUGAACAUGUCACACACAUUCAUACUAUUUUUCUGGUACUUCAACAAUAGAUGUGUUCAGGUCAUGGUCAUGUUCUACGGGGACGUUGCACUUCACGGUGUCUUGUUACUUCCCUUUAUUUGGUUGUAUAAUAAAACUUUUCUAUCAAGCAUCUGCA